Danaus chrysippus (African queen) is the source of this 651-nucleotide messenger RNA. The record is from the annotation of a GenBank genome assembly. Lineage: Eukaryota; Metazoa; Arthropoda; Insecta; Lepidoptera; Nymphalidae.
AUGGCAAGCAAAACGGUAAGCGAUAAAGCAAAAUGGCGCAGAAGAAAAUUUCCUAAGACUGUUGAUGAAGAUAAUGACUGCGCGAGUCUUGCUUGGCUGCUGAACUUUCGUUUGGAUGAAUUUGUGAACGUCAAGGUACCAGAUGAUGAGCCUGAGGAGGCUCAGAGAGAAGUCAUAGAAGAUGCACCACCAGCUGCGAAAAAACCUCCGUAUACAUAUCCCGAGCUGAUAGAAAGAGCAUUGCGAGAAAAGGGUGAAUUGACUGUAUCUGCUAUAUAUCAAUGGAUUUCGGAUCGAUUUCCGUUCUAUAAAGCGAACGACGAGCGUUGGAAGAAUUCUGUGAGGCACAAUUUAUCUAUCAAUCCACAUUUCCGUAAGGGUGCCAGGGCUUCCCAGGGCGCUGGUCACCUUUGGUCUCUUGCAGCCAAUGCAAUAGAUCUACUGCCGCUACGUAACCAGACAUAUGAAAAGACUGACGUCCAAGAAACACAAAUAAUUGAAUGUCCCAAGGUAAUAGUUUUGGAUGAGGCCGCAAUAGCCGCAGCGAGUAUAAUGCCCGAUCAGGACUUAUUCACCGGUGGUACAAUGUUCCUUAAUCCUGUUUCUACGGAACAAGUGGUACGUGAAUGCGGUCUCAUCACAGGACUUUGA